UGAUUUAUAAUAGAGGCAUCUUUUUAAGUAGUUGUCUUGUAUCAGACUUGUUCAAAAACUAAACAUUGUUGGAGAAAGAAAAAAAUGGUGAGUGUAGUGGGAGAGAUGUUUUGUAAUCCGUACACGACGGAGCUGGUGGUGAGAAGGCGACGUGAGAGCCUGAAAAAGGAACGCUACGACGUUUUCGAUCUCUCCAACAAUCUUAUCUUCACCGUCGACGGUGGUAUUUGGGACAUCCGCCGUAGACGUGUGCUCCGUGACGCCACGGGAACUCCUCUUCUCUCCAUGCGCACUAAGGGACUUAUAACGAUGAGAUACAAUUGGGCAGUAUACAAAGGAGAAAGCACAGAAUCUGAAGAUCUUCUUUUCUUAGCAAAGGAACCAAAUCUAUUAUCCUUGAAAACAUCACUUGAUGUCACUUACCGCCAAACCAAAAUUCGUCUGACGUUAGUAGUAUCGAGCCAGAUUUUCGUACAUUUGGUCGUUAUAUCGGCUCUUCUUUCAAACUCUUUGAGCCAAUUCACAAUACUCUUCUUGCUGAGGUGGUUCAUGAUUUCACAUAGGGCGGACUUAUAAAAGGGAGUUACAGCUUCAAAGUGAGAGUGAAUCCAUAUGUAGAUUUCGCAUUUGUCGUGGCGUUACUUGUAAUCGCGGAUGAUACUUCCAAUCUACGUUAGACAUAGAGUUCUACUAAUUGUCAGUCACAUUUUGUUUAAACUUUUUUAUAAAUUGGUACAUCAAUA
Molecule: messenger RNA, 743 nt
Organism: Camelina sativa (false flax)
Lineage: Eukaryota; Viridiplantae; Streptophyta; Magnoliopsida; Brassicales; Brassicaceae
Source: RefSeq, a predicted model, not a curated record